CCACCCGAUAAAUAUAUUUUCACACUUUUAAUUUUCUAGAGAAAAUGUCCGCUAUCGAGGUGACCGCUGACGCCGCUUCCACCUGGGAUUGGCCACUUCAACACAACGACGGAGUUGUCAAGGUCCACAACACCAAGGAAAAGUUCGAGGUCGGACUUGACGUUCAAUUCUUCACUCCAAAGGAAAUCGAGGUCAAGGUUUCCGGACAAGAGCUUCUCAUCCACUGCCGUCACGAGACCCGCAGUGACAACCAUGGAACCGUUGCCCGUGAAAUCAACCGUGCCUACAAACUUCCAGAUGACGUUGAUGUUUCCACCGUCAAAUCCCACCUCGCCACCCGCGGAGUUCUCACCAUCACUGCUUCCAAGAAGGCUUAAAUGUCUAGAACAUGAUUACAACCAAAAAAAACAAUAUUUUUCUCAAUUGAAUAAUAUCAAAUUAUUCUUCACUUAAAUACUUUACAUUUCUUUUUGACUAAUCAAAUAUUGCAAUACUUUCAAUAAAUGUACGACUUUAUG
Messenger RNA from Caenorhabditis elegans, 518 nucleotides. RefSeq names its product Heat shock protein Hsp-12.2 (gene hsp-12.2). Lineage: Eukaryota; Metazoa; Nematoda; Chromadorea; Rhabditida; Rhabditidae. The coding region runs from base 45 to 377 and encodes 110 amino acids. The record is from RefSeq and is marked reviewed. The transcript has 3 exons.